GUUUGUUUUGAUUGCCAUUCUACACUGGGAGAUAAAAUUGUACGCCGGCUGCACUUCAUACAGCUAGAAAAUGAGCGGAAUGCAGCAAAACGGUACAGAAAACGACGUGCUGACCGAAUGUUACGAUCCAGUCGCUAUUUUGCUCAGCAGCAUAAACCACGAUACGGAAAAUCUCACAGAAGUAUUGCGACAAUGUGGUGUCCGGUACAACCAGCUAAGCGGUCUGGUGGAGGAGGAUUUGCGCGAAAUGGGUUUGACCAACAGUAAGGCAAUACAGGAAAUAUUGUCGGAACUAUCCAUGCUAUCAAACCAGGCGCGGAUGUACGACAGUGUGCUUCGGGACGAGUUUAAUCCACAACGGUACGCACAAACGGUUUUCAAGAACAGUUUGGAGCACUUGGAAGCGAUAAGCUGCAUGCUACGGUUGGUAGAAUUAAAGACACAAGCAUCCUUCCCGCACAAUGUGCUGUUACAGAAUCGUUAUUAUGCAUCGGAGUUUUGCCUACAGCUAACCGGCAAGAUCAAUGCAAAGCUGGACGACAUUCAGUCGGUACUGAACGAACCGGCCGAGUGUGAUGGGAAACCUCGAUCAUUCAAACGGAAUAGAAUGUUCCUACCGCUAAUAGUACUAUCCGGCACUGUGAUGCUUGCCUUCGUAUACAGGAAAUCUACAUCCUUGUUUUAGGAGCUCUUCUGUGAUGUUAUCGUACCAAGAUAAACGCAAGGCGUUAUCUGCCAUUUCUUAGAGCAUAUGUAUAAUAAAAGUCAUCUGUGAAUUUAACAA
Messenger RNA from Anopheles stephensi (Asian malaria mosquito), 784 nucleotides. RefSeq lists its product as uncharacterized. Bases 71 to 685 code for a protein of 204 amino acids. Lineage: Eukaryota; Metazoa; Arthropoda; Insecta; Diptera; Culicidae. The transcript has 3 exons. The record is from RefSeq and is a predicted model, not a curated record.